AUGCCCAAGUUCCACUGCGACGUCUGCUCGUCGGACUGCACGCGCCGCGUGCGUAUACGGUGCGCAGUUUGUGCCGACUAUGACCUCUGUGUGCCGUGUUUUGCCAAGGGCGAAAGUUCAGGCAAGCACAAGCCGUACCACGACUAUCAGGUGAUCGAACAACACCAGUAUCCAAUUUUCGACGAGGAUUGGGGAGCCGACGAGGAGCUUUUGCUGAUAGAAGGUUGUCAGACCCUUGGACUGGGUAAUUGGCAAGAUAUCAGCGACUUCAUCGGAGGUCGGUCUAAGGAGGAAGUUGGAAAACAUUACGAGGAGUAUUACCUAAACUCUCCGUGUUAUCCCAUUCCUGAUCUGAACAAAUCGUUUGAGCAUGUUUCCACGUCGUCGUUCUUGCGCAAACGCAAGCAGAGACUCGACUCACGCAAGAAUCUGCCUCUGCCCCCACCGAAGAAGGUGCUGACCUCGAAGCCAUUGUGCUCGGACAUUCAGAAGUAUAUGCCUGGUAGACUGGAGUUUGAGGAAGAAGCCGACGAUGAGGCAGAGAAGGUUGUGCAGGACAUGGUGUUUGAAGGAGACGAGACAAAGGAGGACAUAGAACUCAAGUUGACGAUACUGGAUAUCUACAACUCGAAGCUGACGAUGCGAGCCGAACGCAAACGGCUGAUGCUGAAAAACAAUUUGCUGGAUUACCGAAACAACAUAGCUAUCGACAAGAAACGAACAAAGGAGGAGCGCGAACUGUACAACAAACUGAAGGCCUUUGCGCGGAUAAUGACGCCGCAGGAUUUCAAGGAGUUCACUGAUGACAUGCUGAGCGAAGUGCGCAUCCGCAACCGGAUCCAGCAGCUGCAGGAAUGGCGUCGCAACGGUGUGAUGUCGUUUGAGGGCGGUGCAAAGUACGAGAAGGACAAGAUCAGCAGGCUUUCCCGCGUGAAUCUUGGUGUUGGUGCUGUUCCCAUUACUUCUGGCAGAGAACGGCACACGCUAAACUCCGUUCGGUCCACGUCGAGACACCAGACUCCUUCAUUUGACGGUAACUCUAAGAAGCGCGGAAACCAGCCGCUCGACAUUUCACAGGCCCUCGACUACGACCUGCUGUCUGACGAGGAGAAGGUUUUAUGUUCCAACCUUCGCAUACUACCGAAGCCGUAUUUGGCAAUCAAGGAGACGUUUUUCCGCGAGCUGCUACGCACAGGAGGCGUCUUGAAGCGCAAGAUUGCCAAGGAGCUAAUCAAGAUAGACCCUGCAAAGACGAUGAAGAUAUACGAUUUUUUUGUGCAGCAGAAAUGGUGCAAUGCUACAUAG
Messenger RNA from Ogataea angusta, 1305 nucleotides. RefSeq lists its product as uncharacterized. Gene Ontology annotation, cellular component: SAGA-type complex; nucleus. The record is from RefSeq and is a predicted model, not a curated record. The transcript has a single exon. Gene Ontology annotation, biological process: regulation of transcription by RNA polymerase II; chromatin remodeling. The coding region runs from base 1 to 1305 and encodes 434 amino acids. Gene Ontology annotation, molecular function: transcription coactivator activity; protein binding; zinc ion binding. NCBI's taxonomy places the organism in Eukaryota, Fungi, Ascomycota, Pichiomycetes, Pichiales, Pichiaceae.